Messenger RNA from Schistosoma rodhaini, 651 nucleotides. The record is from the annotation of a GenBank genome assembly. Lineage: Eukaryota; Metazoa; Platyhelminthes; Trematoda; Strigeidida; Schistosomatidae.
AUGUACGUAUAUAUAACAUCAUCAUCAUCAUCAUCAUCAUCAUCAUCAUCAUCAUCAUCAUCAUCAUCAUCAUCAUCAUCAUCAUCAUCAUCAUCAUCAUCAUCAUCAUCAUCAUCAUCAUCAUCAUCAUCAUCAUCAUCAUCAUCAUCAUCAUCAUCAUCAUCAUCAUCAUCAUCAUCAUCAUCAUCAUCAUCAUCAUCAUCAUCAUCAUCAUCAUCAUCAUCAUCAUCAUCAUCAUCAUCAUCAUCAUCAUCAUCAUCAUCAUCAUCAUCAUCAUCAUCAUCAUCAUCAUCAUCAUCAUCAUCAUCAUCAUCAUCAUCAUCAUCAUCAUCAUCAUCAUCAUCAUCAUCAUCAUCAUCAUCAUCAUCAUCAUCAUCAUCAUCAUCAUCAUCAUCAUCAUCAUCAUCAUCAUCAUCAUCAUCAUCAUCAUCAUCAUCAUCAUCAUCAUCAUCAUCAUCAUCAUCAUCAUCAUCAUCAUCAUCAUCAUCAUCAUCAUCAUCAUCAUCAUCAUCAUCAUCAUCAUCAUCAUCAUCAUCAUCAUCAUCAUCAUCAUCAUCAUCAUCAUCAUCAUCAUCAUCAUCAUCAUCAUCAUCAUCAUCAUCAUCAUCAUCAUCAUCAUCAUCAUCAUCAUCAUCAUCAUGUAAUGGUUGA